Molecule: messenger RNA, 3080 nt
Organism: Spodoptera exigua (beet armyworm)
Lineage: Eukaryota; Metazoa; Arthropoda; Insecta; Lepidoptera; Noctuidae
Source: the annotation of a GenBank genome assembly
UAUAUUAUUUUGAUAUAAAGUGGAAGGAUGAAAUACCUAAAUGUUCGUUAAAUGAUAUAUUGCACUGUGCAGUUCAGUUUUAACAUGGUGGUCAAGUGAACCAGGACUCAAUAUACCUAAUUUUAAUAUGACCGUGUGAUGGCAUUUUUGCAUAAACAUUUAUAGGAUUAUUUUGAUUGAAAUCAACAGAAAUGGCAAAGAAAUUAGUAUCUCUUGUGGUAAUAAUAUUAAUUGCACAUGUUUGUACAUCAAGUCAUGUGUUCCACGUAAACACUGGUAUAACAUUCCGACCGGAUUUUGAUGCUGAAUACUUCGGAUACUCUGUUAUUUUGAGUCCUGAUGGACUAUUAGUUGGAGCCCCUAAAUCAAAAGAACUCAAAGAUUCCUCGACGGGAAUCAAACCUGGGAUGGUGUUCAACUGCUCUCUGAGCAACUUGGAUGCAAAGUUUGGAUCUUGCACUGCCGUGAAACGAUCUGGAAGAUUGGGUAACGACAAUCUCAUUAGCAGGUUGAUGCCUGGUUUCCUUCGAGAUGACAUGUGGUACGGAGCGUCAAUGGUGUUACUGCCUAAUGGAAGACUGUUGGUCAAUGCCCCGAGAUGGACAUCUCCUUAUGGAAAGAAACAUUUAUUAUUGAAUGGGAUUAGUUUACUGCAGACAAGGAGAGGAAACCGACCUUUACAUUGUUUGAAAGAUUACAAUCGUCAAGCUUACGUAACUGAUGGGAGUAGGCGAGAGUAUGGAGCAUAUGGUACACAUCUGAAUUUCUACGCAUAUGGUCAAGCUGGGAUGUCGGCAGCAGUUACCAAGAUGAACACAGUUAUACUAGGGGCUCCUGGUCUUCUACAAUGGACUGGUGGCAUUAUAAGUCUAUCAUUCUUUCCAAAUGACACCGGAACAUACACGAACAAGUUACCAACAAUGAAUCCUUAUCUCACCAAAGAUUUGGGACCUGAUGACUACUUUGGAUAUAGUGUGGACUCUGGAAUAUUUGAUAGCAGUGGCCAGGUGUUAUACGUGGCUGGAGCGCCUCGAUACAACAUUGCAAGUGGUCAGGUAGUCAUAUUCGAACCACCAACAGAGGAGCUUGUGGCUUUAACCAUCAAGGCAAAAAUCAGGGGUCCUCAAACCGGCUCAUACUUUGGAGCCAGUAUUUGCAGCACAGAUCUUAAUGGAGAUGGGCUUGAUGACCUUCUAGUUGGAGCACCAACGUACGUCAAAGAUGAUGGCGGUCUCCCUUAUGAUCAAGGAGCUGUUUUUGUUUAUUUGUCUAAGGAACAGGGUGGUAGUUUUGUUUUAGUCGAACAUGGCAUGGUAACAGGAUCUGGUACUAAUGGAGCUUGGUUUGGACUCUCCAUUGCUGAUCUUGGAGACAUUGAUGGCAAUGGCUUUAGAGAUGUAGCUAUAGGAGCACCAUGGGAAGAUGAUGGAGCAGGCGCAGUCUACAUUUAUAGAGGGUGUUCUAAAGGGCUUAGUGAAGAUAACGUACAACGUAUCCAAUCAAAGACGGCCAGAGGUUUUGGUUGGUCAAUAGCCAAAGGCGUCGAUAUAGACCAGAAUAACUGCAGUGAUCUAGCCAUCGGAGCUCAUAACAGUCAAACAUCAUACCUCUACCGAUGUAUUCCAACCAUCAAAGUGCACGCGUCAAUUAAGGUUCCUAAUGCAAUAAACCUGCCUUAUAAUACCACAAGUUUUCAAGCUGAGUUCUGUAUAUCAUCUCCAUCAAUGGAACUUUGGCCUAACGUAGAAUUAAACAUUGUGGCGAAUAUUGAGGCUGACCCUGAAUCCAACAGAGCAAUGAUAUCAGGGGACCCAAAAUACAGAGUCCGUGUAACACCAGGUAUAGAAACAUGUGAUGAGCAAGAGAUUGAAGUUAAUCCAACUGCUGAUUUAUCGAAGCCAAUAGAAUUAGUAUUUCAACUAGAGCCUGAUGAAUUAAUGAAAGAUAAUUCAUCAACAUUUUUGAUGAAUGCUGCAAGAUUAUCCGAGGAUUCGACUUUAAAAACUUCAUUUCUCAUACAACUAAUGAGGGAUUGUGGUGAAGAUCUUAUCUGCACUCCGUGGUUGGAUUUGACAUUGGAAGCUUUGAAUAAUCCAUAUGUUCCAGGAACAAACGCAACACUUGGAGCAAGAAUCACAAUAGUCAACUUUGAAGAACCAGCAUAUGCUGCAAAAGUGAAUAUUUCUCUGCCAAUGUCACCAAAAAGGAUACCUAGCGAAUGUUCCUUACAAAACUUAGAGAUGGUCUGCAAUGUUCCGUCGCCCUUACUUAGAGGCGAAAAGAUUGUAUGGGAAAUUGAAUUGGAUUAUGAAAUGAACCAUGAUGUGAAUGAUACUGAUGACACUGUUUUAGAAAUACGAGUUGAAUUGAGUGAUCCAUUGUAUAGACACGUUACUGAUGAUAAUGUUACUGAAUUGUUUAUUAGCGUCAAACAUGAAGCGAACUUUAGUAUUAGUGGAAAGGCAAUGCCAAAUGCAACGCUUUCAAUCCCAAGGGACGGUGUGGCAGUAGGAACAAACUUCACAUUUAAACAUUAUUUUGAGAUUACAAAUCUUGGUCCAUCGGACUCAUCAGAUUUAGAAGUUUUUAUAACAGUACCGGACAGAAUAAACGUGUCUGCAAACAUUACUGGUUGUGAACCAGCAGACAAUACGAAUGGUGUGUUGAAGUGCGUUUGGUCAGUACCAGCUAAAGUGUCUCAUCCAGUGUACGUUCCUCUGCAAAUGGAUCUUAGCAAAGAAGGGAGUUACCUUCUGGAGAAUUCUACGUAUAACGCUACGACUAAAGUCACCGUUCUCUUCAGAAAUAAAGUCACCAAUUUCGAGGUGACGACCCGGUUGAUUCUGGAACCCGAAAGUAUAACUUGGAAGUUGAUAUUGAUAUGUGUGCUGCUCGGCUUAUCAGUUCUUGCUGUGAUAGUAACAAUACUAUAUAAACGAGGAUUCUUCCAGAGAACUACUCACAGAAUGCUACAAGAACAGAAGAAUAAUCAAAGAUUAAUACAAGAGAGUGAUUCUUCGUCAGGACCAACAGAAGAGGAUCAGGAUAUCCCGCUAGAUGAUUCUGAUGAAGAGUUAUAA